Molecule: messenger RNA, 2250 nt
Organism: Strongylocentrotus purpuratus (purple sea urchin)
Lineage: Eukaryota; Metazoa; Echinodermata; Echinoidea; Camarodonta; Strongylocentrotidae
Product: NF-kappa-B essential modulator
Exons: 13
Coding region: 177-2162 (661 amino acids)
Biological process (GO): regulation of canonical NF-kappaB signal transduction
Cellular component (GO): nucleus; cytoplasm
Molecular function (GO): K63-linked polyubiquitin modification-dependent protein binding
Source: RefSeq, a predicted model, not a curated record
CAGAAAAUCCCCGUCUAUAGCUAGUUCGGUGCGUCAGCAGUUAGGGUGUGAUGAUCAUUACUUUUUCGUGAAUAAAUGACAGGUUGCUUAUGAGAAGAAGGUGUAGCUGUAUAUUCUAGUGCUUGUAUAUCUUUUUUUAAAUGUUUCUGCUGUUUUCAUAUCAGUAACGCCUCAACAUGAACGACGAUCGGCUACUAACGACGGAUCCAAACCAAGUCAUCCAGCAUGGUGAUGAAAGAACAACGGCAGGCGGAUUGAGAAAUGAUCAAAACAAUGUGAUGAUGCAGAGUGGUAAUGGUUUGCUUACAACAUAUAUCAACUCUGAAGAGAUCAGAACUGUAACAGAUUCUGCACUGAAUGAGAAUCGUCUGCUCAAGGAACAACUUGCACAAGCACUUAGUUGCCUGACAGCAUGGAAACCAAGGAUAGCUGAGAUGGAGUUAAUCAAGAAAAUGAAUGCACAGCUCAGACAAAAUUUCUACAAUAUCCAUGAAAAGUCAAAGAAGAAGGUUCAGGAGCAAAAUCACAUGAUCAGCCAACUUCAGAAACAAAAUGACAGUCUUAAGAAAGAGAUUUCUGAGUUGCAGAGACAGGGAUCACCUGAUCUUUCCUCGGCAGGUCAAGGGUCGUACCGUGGGCCUGUCCUGGAGGCGCUCAAGGGUCACAUGCAGGCUGUAGAACAGAUCCUGCGUCAAGAGCUGUCCAGCAUGAAGCAGGAGGACACGGAGAAGGACAUCCUGGAGAAGCUCAUGAGUCAUAUCAAGAAAGCCGAGGAGAUCCUAUUCACAGAGGAUAUAGACAUGUAUCAAAGCCCAUCAAAGUCACCUCCCCAAGAGAGACCGGAUGUCGAGCCUCUGAGAGGGAAUAAGUCUCCGAGUGAGCGAAAGGCUAUCCCCUCACCACUCUCUCCUACAGGUCAACGUGACUAUGACCAGUCUAUGGAAAACGUUCUUGGUCAGCUCCAAGCUCUUCGUCAGCAGGUCAUAGAGACAAAUACUGCCCUCAACAAGGAGCGAAUGCGCAGCGAGGCACUAGAUAAGAAGCUGAAGAAGAACCAGGAAGAGCUGUAUGUGCUUCAAGGGACCAGGGAGAAUCAUGUUGCCGAGGCGAUAGAAAGGCAGCGUAAAGAAGAUGAUAUGAAACACAGGACUGAGAUGGAUGGAAUGAUGGCCAAGUUGGAUGAGUUGACAUUGCUUGCAGCAGAGAAACAUAAGAAACAUGCCUUUGAUGAGGAGCCUAGAUACCACAGUGCAAGCAAUGAGUUGAAGAAACAAGUCACUAGUCUUGUGGCAGAGCUUGAUCACAAAGAUAGAUGUCUCAAUGAAGAGAAGUCACAUGUUCAGCAGCAGCAACAAUUGAACGAAGCACUGCAGAGGAAAGUGAGUAUGUACCAUGAAGAGCUUGCCAAGGCGAGAAGAGAAGCUCAGAGCUACAUUGAUACCAUUCACGUGGAACUCAAGAGAAAGGAAACCCUCUGUCAGUCAGAGAGACAAAAGGCUUUGCAUGAAAAGUUACAUCAUGACAAGUGCAAGGAGGAAUUGGGAAAUUCUAAAGUGAAGCUCAACCAGUUGAUGAAAGAUAAAAAUAAGUACCAGGAGAAGGAGGAUCGAUACUUGGCAGAGAUUUUAUCUGCUGAAGAGGCCCUUGAUGCCAAGGAAAGGGAGAAACUCAAGUUUGAGCAGCAAGCUAAGAAAUUUAAUAAUGAUCUACACAUUUGGAAAACACAGGCGGACGGUUUCAAGAGUGAUUUCCAGGUCGAGCGUAAAGCAAGGGAAGAUAUGCACACCGAGAAGCUGGAUCUACAGUCAAAGAUUGAUAACCUUGUCAGGGAUAAUAAGAAGAUGGAGGAUGAACUCCAGCAUUUCCAUCGCGAACAGCUCCAUGCUGUAGGAACUGCGUACGGGCCAACGGCAGGCUAUGGAUACGAUAGGAGAGGAGAUGAUAUGUUUGGUAUGAGACGUCAAGUCUUUUAUGAUCAGCCUGGUGAAGAUGAAGCAGGUAAUGCAGAUCCUGUGGGGGGAUUCCAAGCAGCUUAUCAACCCCAAGAGCUGCGACAGCCCCAACAGGCUACAACUCAACACCAAAACUGGUGCCCCAAGUGUCAGCAAACAUUUCCAGAUUACGACACUCUCAAUAUUCACCUAUCUGACUGCAUAGACUGAGGACAGAGGUCAUAAAAUUCUGCUUUCCAAGGCAGGGAUAUUGUUUUUAAAAUGUUUUUUUUUUAACUACAGAACUCAACUGGUGAAA